CGGCAUCUAACAAAGCUUUUCGAUGCCAUGGCUGGCCUGAGAUUUAAGCCAGAUCCAGAUAAUCAUGAGAAGUUUACUAAGAUGGCUUUAGGAAUGUACAGCAAAGAUGGUGAAUAUGUGGAAUUUGAUGAAGAGUGUGAUUGUUCUGGCCCAGUGGAGGUGUGGCUGUCUCGGCUUCUUCAGAAAAUGUGCUCCACUGUUCGUUAUUACAUGACUGAAGCUGUUAUCACUUACGAAGAAAAACCUCGAGAACAUUGGUUAUUCGAUUACCCAGCUCAAGUAUCCUUAUGUGGCACUCAAAUUUGGUGGACCAUGGAGGUCAAUAUUGCUUUUGGUCGACUGGAAGAAGGCUAUGAAAAUGCCUUAAAAGAUUAUCUCAAAAAACAGGUAAACCAGUUAAAUACACUGAUUACAAUGUUGUUGGGAGAUCUGAGUAAGGGGGACCGUCAGAAAAUAAUGACAAUAUGUACCAUAGAUGUCCACUCACGAGAUGUGGUAAACAAGAUGAUUAUUAACAAGGUUGAGAGUUCCUGGGAGUUCAUUUGGCAAUCUCAGCUUCGACAUCGGUGGGACGAACAACACAAGGAUUGUUUUGCUAACAUCUGUGAUGCUCAAUUUCGUUACUCCCACGAGUACUUAGGGAACACUCCUAGGCUUGUUAUUACUCCUCUUACCGAUCGAUGCUAUAUUACCCUUACUCAGUCUCUACAUCUUAUUAUGGGAGGUGCCCCAGCAGGCCCUGCAGGGACUGGAAAGACAGAAACUACAAAGGACUUGGGACGAGCUUUGGGUAUAAUGGUGUACGUUUUCAACUGUUCUGAACAGAUGGAUUACAAAUCUUGUGGAAAUAUCUACAAAGGUCUUGCCCAAACUGGUGCGUGGGGCUGUUUUGAUGAAUUCAAUAGGAUCUCUAUUGAAGUAUUAUCUGUGGUAGCUGUACAGGUAAAGUCUGUCCAAGAUGCUAUUCGGGAUAAAAAGAAGACAUUUAACUUCCUCGGUGAAGAAAUCUCUCUUAUUCCAACUGUUGGAAUAUUUAUCACUAUGAAUCCUGGUUAUGCUGGAAGAACAGAGCUUCCAGAAAACUUGAAAGCCCUUUUUAGACCAUGUGCCAUGGUAGUUCCAGAUUUUGAGCUGAUUUGUGAGAUUAUGUUAGUAGCUGAAGGAUUUAUUGAAGCAAGAAUAUUGGCUCGCAAGUUCAUCACCCUGUACACACUUUGUAAGGAACUGUUGUCUAAACAAGAUCACUACGACUGGGGUUUAAGAGCCAUCAAGUCUGUGUUAGUGGUAGCAGGAUCUCUGAAACGUGGUGACCCUGAAAGACCCGAAGAUCAGGUGUUGAUGAGAGCUCUGAGAGAUUUCAACAUCCCGAAGAUUGUAACAGACGAUGUUCCAGUCUUUAUGGGGUUAAUUGGAGAUCUGUUUCCAUCCCUGGAAGUCCCCAGAAAAAGAGAUCCAGUUCUGGAAAAUGAAGUGAGGAAAGCAGCCAUUGAACUUAAGCUUCAACCAGAGGAUAAUUUCAUUUUAAAGGUUGUGCAGCUGGAAGAACUGCUUCAGGUUCGUCAUUCUGUGUUUGUAAUUGGUAGUACUGGCACUGGCAAGACUCAAGUGUGUAGGACCCUUCUGAAAACAUAUCACAACAUGAAACGCAAACCAGUGGCUCAUGACCUUAACCCUAAAGCUGUAACAAAUGAUGAAUUGUUUGGGAUAAUUAACCCAUCAACAAGAGAAUGGAAAGAUGGAUUAUUUUCUGUUAUAAUGAGAGACCUUGCUAACCUUCCUGGUGACGGACCCAAAUGGAUUAUACUAGAUGGUGACAUUGAUCCCAUGUGGAUUGAAUCACUAAAUACAGUCAUGGAUGAUAAUAAGGUCUUGACACUUGCUAGCAACGAGCGGAUUUCUCUGACACCAUCGAUGAGGCUCGUGUUUGAAAUCAGUAAUUUGCGCACUGCUACUCCAGCCACAGUGUCUCGAGCUGGAAUUUUGUUUCUAAAUCCAGGAGAUCUCGGUUGGAACCCCUAUGUUGCCAGCUGGAUUGAUACUCGGGAAGUCCAGUCGGAAAAAGCAAAUCUAAUGAUUUUGUUUGAUAAAUAUGUUCCUACAUGUUUAGAGACUUUUCGAAUGAGAUUCAAGAAGAUCACUCCCAUUCCUGAACUCAGUCAUAUACAAAUGCUGUGUUAUUUGCUUGACUGCUUGUUGAUUCCCGAGAACACACCACCGGAUAGUCCAAAAGAUGUUUAUGAAUUAUAUUUUGUCUUUGCUUGCAUAUGGGCUUUUGGUGCUGCAAUGUUUCAAGAUCAACUGGUAGAUUAUCGAGUUGAAUUUUCAAAAUGGUGGAUCAAUGAAUUUAAAACAGUGAAGUUUCCAUCCCAAGGAACCAUCUUUGAUUAUUUUGUAGAUCGUGAAUCAAAAAAACUCACACUAUGGGCAGAGAAAGUUGUGAAGUUUGAAUUAGAUCCCGAUCUUCCCUUACAGGCUGCUCUAGUUCACACCUCAGAAACUACCAGAAUUCGCUUCUUUCUAGACCUUUUAAUGGAGAAGUGUCAUCCUGUGAUGCUUGUUGGAAGUGCUGGAUGUGGGAAAACAGUAUUAAUCAGUGAGAAACUUUCUUUGUUGUCAGAAAACUUCAUGGUUGCUAAUGUACCCUUCAAUUUCUAUACAACGUCAGAAAUGUUACAGAAGGUUUUAGAGAAACCAUUGGAGAAAAAAGCAGGUCGAAAUUAUGGACCACCUGGCAAUAGACGUCUUGUGUACUUCAUUGACGAUGUAAACAUGCCAAAGGUCGACGAGUAUGGUACGGUUCAGCCCCACACCCUGAUACGACAACACCUGGACUACAGCCACUGGUAUGAUAGGACAAAGCUGAGUUUAAAGGAGAUCCAUAAUUGCCAGUAUGUGGCCUGUAUGAAUCCAACUGCAGGAAGUUUUGUAAUAAAUCCUAGAUUGCAGCGUCAUUUCUGCGUCUUUGCUGUGAGUUUCCCGGGAAUGGAAGCCCUCCACACUAUUUACAAUAGUAUACUGUCUCAACAUUUGGGAGGAACAUUUUACAAGUUUUCACCUGGAGUUCAGAAAGUGUGUUCUGUUCUUGUGACAACUGCUUUAGCUCUACAUCAGAAGGUUGCACAGACUUUUCUUCCUACAGCUAUCAAGUUUCACUAUGUCUUUAACCUCCGUGACCUCUCAAAUAUAUUUCAGGGUAUGCUGUUUUGUACUCCUGAAUGUGUGAAAACCCCAACAGAACUCGUAAGACUCUGGAUGCAUGAGUCACAGAGAGUGUAUCGAGACAAACUAACAGAAGAAAAGGACAUUGAGAAUUUCAACAAGCUUCAAACAGAGGUUGUGAAGAAAAAUUUUGAAGAUUUAGAAGAGCCUGUUCUCAACCAACAACCUCUUAUCUAUUAUCACUUCACCAAGGGGAUGGGGGAGAGUAAAUACAUGCCAGUAAACUCUUGGAAUGAACUUUCUCAAACACUUACUGAAGGCUUAGAUAGUUACAAUGAAAUCAAUGCUGCCAUGAGUCUUGUUUUAUUUGAAGAUGCCAUGCAACAUGUCUGCCGUAUCAACAGAAUUCUUGAGUCACCUAGAGGUAAUGCUCUACUUGUGGGAGUAGGGGGUAGUGGAAAGCAGUCUCUGGCUCGACUAGCUGCUUAUAUCAGUGGUCUGGAGGUGUUUCAGAUAUCUCUACGAAAAGGUUAUGGGAUUCCAGACCUUAAGGCAGAUCUUGCAAUGCUUUAUAAUAAAGCUGGCCUGAAAAAUGUGGGCACCAUAUUUCUAAUGACAGAUGCACAGGUGGCUGAUGAACAGUACCUAGUGCUAAUCAAUGAUUUGUUGGCUUCUGGAGAAAUUCCUGAACUCUUUGCUGAUGACGAGGUGGAGAACAUUAUAAAUGGAAUACGUAGUGAAGUGAAAGCUGCAGGUGUAAUGGACUCUCGUGAGAACUGUUGGAAAUUCUUCAUAGACAGAGUUCGAAGACAGCUAAAGGUUAUACUUUGUUUUUCACCUGUUGGAACAAUCCUGAGAGUACGUAGUCGCAGGUUUCCUGCUGUUACGAACUGUACCUGCAUAGACUGGUUUCACAGUUGGCCACAGGAAGCUCUUAUGUCUGUUAGUUUAAGAUUCCUAGGAGAAAUUGAAGUUUUGCCUGAAGAACUGAGAGAGCCAAUAGCUAAGUUUAUGGCCUUUGUUCACACGUCAGUGAAUGAUAUCAGUGCUUUAUAUCUAACCAAUGAAAGACGCUAUAAUUAUACCACUCCUAAGAGCUUUCUGGAGCAGAUCAAGCUGUACGGCAAUCUACUGAGGAAUAAGAAUCAGGAACUUCAAUCAAAAAUCCAACGUUUGGAGAAUGGAUUGCAGAAGUUGUUGUCUACAUCAUCUCAGGUAGAUGACAUGAA
This is a messenger RNA of Limulus polyphemus (Atlantic horseshoe crab), 4388 nucleotides long. RefSeq names its product dynein beta chain, ciliary-like. The annotation marks the transcript as partial. Gene Ontology annotation, cellular component: dynein complex. Gene Ontology annotation, molecular function: dynein light intermediate chain binding; ATP hydrolysis activity; minus-end-directed microtubule motor activity. The record is from RefSeq and is a predicted model, not a curated record. The transcript is spliced from 19 exons. Gene Ontology annotation, biological process: microtubule-based movement. Lineage: Eukaryota; Metazoa; Arthropoda; Merostomata; Xiphosura; Limulidae.